AUGCCUUUCGAAGCCCGGGUCAAGUCCGUCCUGUCCGGUGACACGGUCGUGCUGUCGCAUGUCACCAACCCUUCACAAGAACGCAUCUUGAGUUUGGCAUAUGUUUCUGCUCCAAGAUUAAGGAGAGAAGGUGAUGAGGCAUAUGCUUUUCAAUCCCGUGAAUUCCUCCGUGAACUCCUUGUCGGCAAGGUCGUCCAAUUCCAUGUCGUCUACACCAUUCCCACAGGUGCCAAGCGCGACUAUGGUAUCAUCAAGCUUCCCGGAUUCGAUGCUUCAUUGCCCGAUAUCAGUGUCCAGGAAGGCUGGACCCGGGUCCGCGAUGAGGCAGGAAAGCGCGGAGAUGAAUCCGAGGAGACAGUUGGACUCCUGGACCGUCUCCGUGCAUUGGAGUCCCUCGCCCAGGACGAAGGAAAGGGAACAUGGGCCAGUGGAGACAAUGGCCAUAUUGAUACUAGCUACGAGUUGACCGGUGCUCGGGAAUUGGUCCGCCAGAACUUGGGCCAGCAGUUGGAGGGAAUUAUCGAGAAAGUCCUGAACGGCGACCGUGUGGUGCUGCGCUUGCUGCUCCAGCCGAAGGAACACAUCCAGACCGUCAUUGCUAUUGCCGGUAUCCGGGCACCAUCCGCUAAGCGCACAACUGAGGGCAAGGAGACGGCUGCUGAGCCAUUCGGCGACGAGGCGCAAGAGUUUGUGGAGUCGCGACUGCUGCAGCGCAAGGUGAAGGUUUCCCUGCUUGGUGUUACGCCGCAGGGCCAGAUUGUUGCUACUCUGCUGCACCCCAAUGGAAAUAUCUCUCGAUUCCUUUUGGAGGCUGGUUUGGCCCGCUGCCAGGAUCACCAUUCUACGCUUUUGGGCCCUGACAUGGCUCUUCUCCGCCAGGCUGAGCUUACUGCUAAGGCUGACCGCAAGGGAUUGUGGGUUAACCACACUGGACCUACCACUGCUGGUGCCGCGGCCGUGGACUACGUUGUCACUCGUGUCUUGAAUGCCGAUACACUAUUCAUCAGGAACAAGGCCGGCCAAGAGAAGAAGAUCAGCCUCGCCAGUAUUCGUCAACCUAAGCCCUCCGAUCCCAAGCAGGCCCCCUUCGCUGCUGAGGCUAAGGAGUUCCUCCGCAAGCGCGUGAUCGCCAAGCACGUGAUGGUCACUGUGAACGGCAAGAAGCCCGCCAACGAGGGCUAUGAGGAGCGCGAGGUCGCCACUGUUGUGCAGGGCAACACCAACGUCGGAGUCGCCCUCGUGGAGGCUGGAUACUCCUCUGUCAUUCGCCACCGUAUGGAUGACGCUGACCGAUCCCCCGAUUACGAUGCCUUGCUCGCCGCUGAGGCCGAUGCCCAGAAGGAGGGCCGUGGAAUGUGGUCUUCCAAGGCCCCCAAGGCCAAGGCGGUUGUGGAUUACUCCGAGACUGUACAAAAGGCCAAGUUGGAGCUUGGUGCCCUGCAGCGCCAGAAGCGUGUUCCCGCCGUUGUCGACUUUGUUAAAUCUGGCUCUCGCUUUACUGUCCUUAUCCCUCGCGAGAACGCCAAGCUGACCCUCGUCCUUUCCGGUAUCCGUGCUCCCCGUUCUGCUCGCGGUCCCAGUGAUGCCGGCGAGCCUUUCGGUCAAGAGGCCCACGACCUGGCCAACCGCCGCUGCAUGCAGCGCGAUGUUGAGAUCGAUGUUGAGACCAUUGACAAGGUUGGAGGUUUCAUUGGAAGCCUGUACAUCAACAAGGAGAACUUCACCAAGGUCCUGCUAGAGGAGGGUUUCGCUACCGUCCAUGCAUACUCGGCUGAGCAGUCUGGCCACGCCACCGAGUACUUUGCCGCGGAGCAGCGGGCUAAGGACGCCCGCAAGGGUCUCUGGCACGACUAUGAUCCCAGCAAGGAGGCUGCUGAAGCCGAGGAAGCCGAGGCCGCUAAUGGCACUGGUACCGAGAGCGAUGCCGCCCCCACACAGCGUCGCAAGGACUACCGCGAUGUGAUGGUUACCUACAUCGACCCUGCCUCCGCUAAGCUUAAGCUUCAACAGAUCGGCACUGGCACCAACGCUCUCACUGAGCUGAUGAGCGCUUUCCGCACUUUCCACAUCAACAAGGCCAACGACACUCCCCUGCCCGGCCCACCCAAGGCUGGCGACUGGGUUGCCGCCCAGUUCACCGAAGACGGAAACUGGUACCGCGCUAAGGUCCGCCGUAACGACCGCGAGAACCAGACCGCUGAGGUUGUGUACAUUGACUUCGGUAACUCCGAGUCUCUGCCCUGGGCCAAGCUCCGCCCUCUCACCCAGCCCCAGUUCUCCAGCCAAACUCUGCGCCCCCAGGCCGUCGAUGCCGUCCUCUCGCUCAUGCAGUUCCCCACCUCGGAGGAUUAUCUCGAGGAUGCCAUUGGCUUUAUUGGUGACCAGACCUUCGACCGCCAGCUCGUUGCAAACGUCGACCAUGUCGACCAAGACGGUACCCUGCAUGUUACCCUCCUCGACCCCUCCGUUUCCAAGAACCUGGAUAACAGCAUUAACGCCGAUGUCAUCAGCGAGGGCUUAGCUAUGGUGCCCCGUAAGUUGAAGAACUGGGAGCGCGCUUCCGUUGAGACCUUGUCUAACCUGCGCACGCUGGAGGAUGAGGCCAAGGCUGAGCGCCGGGGUAUUUGGGAGUACGGUGAUCUCACCGAGGACUAA
This is a messenger RNA of Penicillium soppii, 2655 nucleotides long. RefSeq names its product putative transcription factor (Snd1/p100). Gene Ontology annotation, molecular function: RNA binding; nuclease activity. Lineage: Eukaryota; Fungi; Ascomycota; Eurotiomycetes; Eurotiales; Aspergillaceae. The coding region runs from base 1 to 2655 and encodes 884 amino acids. Gene Ontology annotation, cellular component: nucleus; cytosol; RISC complex. The record is from RefSeq and is a predicted model, not a curated record. Gene Ontology annotation, biological process: mRNA catabolic process; regulatory ncRNA-mediated gene silencing. The transcript is spliced from 2 exons.